Molecule: messenger RNA, 1860 nt
Organism: Cololabis saira (Pacific saury)
Lineage: Eukaryota; Metazoa; Chordata; Actinopteri; Beloniformes; Belonidae
Exons: 8
Coding region: 66-1805 (579 amino acids)
Biological process (GO): double-strand break repair involved in meiotic recombination
Source: RefSeq, a predicted model, not a curated record
AGGGAAGAAGGAAGGAGUGGAGAAAAUAAGGAAAGAAGGAAGGAAAAGCAAAGAAGUACGAGGAGAUGGCCAAAGGAAAAGCAAAGAUCAGCAGCAGUGAGGACUUGCCUCCAUCCCGGACUCGGUCGCUCAGAUCGAGGAAGAGGGAGUGUUCACCUGAUCAAGCUUCCCUGAUUGAUGAUCCCCAAGCUGCUGCCCAUCCAAAAGACGCAGAAGGAGAUGACACCAAAACGCUGCAGCCUCCUCUGCAGGACUGUAGUGUGAUCAUAAGUCAGCAGGAUCUGGCAGAAGAGCAUUUCUGUCUCACUAAACAAAAUGGCUCCAUCGCAGAAGAACGUGCAGAAGUACCAGAUGCUGACGCUACAAGAGUGGUUGUUACGGGACAAGAAGAUGCUGUCAAAAAUGGAAGCGGUGACACCCAGUUUGAGAACUGUGGAUUACAUACUGAUGAUGAUGAUGAUAUCAGCAAAAUCAGUAACAAGGAGAAAUCAGAGCCAGAGCAAUAUCACGAAUCACCAAAUCAAACAUGCAAUGAUCAGUUUGAGGUCCUCUUGCCAGUCUCUGAAGAGGGUAAAGAAUGCUUUACAACUGCUAUGGAGGAGCAAGUAGGUCCUAUGGACAACUCUGAUUUAGAGAAAAUUCAAGACACCACCAGCGACAUGUGCCUGGGUGAUCUCAAAGAGUUGGCAGUGGGUUUACCGGCCAAGAAGAAGCGAAGGAUGGGUUCAAGCGGGCUGUCAGAGAGGGAACGUAGUUGCUUUUUACAGAAGCAAAAUCGUGAAAAUGGGCAUAACGGAGUGGAGGGAAUUGAGAGACAGCUCUAUACUGAAGCCCCACACACUGUGAUCCUGGAAGAAGACAGGUGUUCACCCGGGUUACCACCUUCACCUCUGACAACCUCUGCAGACAACAUCCCCAAGCAGAGUGAUGCAGAGAUGUCCAGUCUCUGUGGAGAAGAUGACAGAGCAGAAACUGAAGUCCAAAUCACUGUCACUACCUCAGAUGAGACCACGACUAUGUGUGACCCAGGUCCCUCACAGGGAAAGAGUUCAGAGGUCGAAGGAGGCGCAGCGUCUGAUCCAGAGCUUCCUGGUAACCCAGACUCAUGUCAAAUUUCAAAGGGAGAAGAAGGGGACCAUCUGGAGAAUCAGGAGGUGCAGGGACUUAAAGAACCCACUGCUGAAAAUAGGGGGGAUAUGCCCGAAGAAGAAAUGAAAAAUGGGGAAGACAUGGCAGAAGAAGUCCAAUUAAGUUCUGCCAUCACUUCUGAAACCAGCCAAAAUGAAGAGCAUGACAAUCAGGAUGCAGUUGAGGCUGCUUGUCCAGAGAAGGGAAGCCCAACCAGGACAAAUGGUGUAAUGUGUGAUGACAAAGGCGCUUCCUCUGCAAACAGCCAGUCUGGAGGAUUAAACUGUGGUUCUGUGGAGUUCUGUGCAGCUGCAGUGACACCCAGUGUCCUUGAGACAAAAUUCAGCUGUGAUCCUGAUGAUGAGCCUGCUGCUGGUCCGUCUACUCUGAAUGAUGAACAUACUCAGGCCAAGGACCCCAGUAAUACGCUUGCAUCUGGAUACUUGGAUUACGUUUCGGACUCGCAGCUGAACACUAUCGUUCUCACAGAAGAAGUGGUGAUGAAGAAAGAGGAAGAAGCUGAUCCCUUAGGCCAACUUGAAGAUGCCUCAGGCCUGGUCUGUGGGCUGAUCAGAGAACUCUCCUCUCUAAAUCGAAAAGUCAUGGCGGCUCAUCGAGAGUUGGAGAACCUGCGCCGCAGCAGUCAAACUUCCAAGGAUCUCUGCAUGUUGAGUUAAAAAUCUGCAGCAUGAAUAACUUUGUUACCCUAAAGGUUUAUGGGUGUUAAUACAG